AUAUUCCUGAGGACUAUUAAGCUGAUAUUUUCCCCCUGCUUGAUGACAUCUUUACCUGAUGGAGUGUUAAGGCUGUGAUUGAUGUUAAGUGAUCAGGAUUAAUAAAACUUAGUGUAACAGAAGAGGUGUUUCACAGACACACACACACACAUAAAUUAGGGGGAUUCCCGAAGUCUUCCAUUUCCUGAGAAUGUGAGUGCUGUUCAAAAAUUAGACUUUUCAGAUACAAUGGUGCAACAGAAAUUGGAUGAUGUUAAGGAUCGAAUCAAGAGAGAAAUAAGGAAAGAACUGAAAAUCAAAGAAGGAGCUGAAAAUCUGAGGAAAGUCACAACAGAUAAAAAAAGUUUGGCUUAUGUAGACAACAUUUUGAAGAAAUCAAACAAAAAAUUGGAAGAGUUACAUCACAAGCUACAGGAAUUAAAUGCACAUAUUGUUGUGUCAGAUCCAGAAGAUGUUACAGAUUGUCCAAGGACGCCAGAUACUCCAAAUAGUGACCCUCGCUGUUCUACCAGCAAUAAUAGAUUGAUGGCCUUACAAAAACAAUUGGAUAUAGAGCUUAAAGUAAAACAAGGUGCAGAAAACAUGAUACAGAUGUAUUCAAAUGGAUCUUCAAAAGAUCGAAAACUCCAUGGUACAGCUCAGCAACUGCUCCAGGACAGCAAGACCAAAAUUGAAGUCAUACGAAUGCAGAUUCUUCAGGCAAUACAGACCAAUGAAUUGGCUUUUGAUAAUGCAAAACCUGUGAUAAGUCCUCUUGAACUUCGAAUGGAAGAAUUAAGGCAUCAUUUCAGGAUAGAGUUUGCUGUGGCAGAAGGUGCAAAGAAUGUAAUGAAAUUACUUGGCUCAGGAAAAGUAACGGACAGAAAAGCACUUUCAGAAGCUCAAGCAAGAUUUAAUGAGUCAAGUCAGAAGCUGGACCUUUUGAAGUAUUCAUUAGAACAAAGAUUAAAUGAACUUCCUAAGAAUCAUCCCAAAAGCAGUAUUAUUAUUGAAGAGCUUUCACUUGUUGCAUCACCAACACUCAGUCCACGUCAAAGUAUGAUAUCCACACAAAACCAGUACAGUACCCUGUCCAAACCAGCUGCAUUAACAGGUACCUUGGAAGUUCGUCUUAUGGGCUGCCAGGAUAUCCUAGAGAACGUCCCUGGACGGUCAAAAGCAACAUCGGUUGCACUACCUGGUUGGAGUCCAAGUGAAACCAGAUCGUCUUUCAUGAGCAGAACGAGUAAAAGUAAAAGCGGGAGCAGUCGAAAUCUCCUGAGAACCGAUGACUUAUCCAAUGAUGUGUGUGCUGUUUUGAAGCUAGAUAAUACUGUGGUUGGUCAAACUAGCUGGAAACCCAUUUCCAAUCAGUCAUGGGACCAGAAGUUUACACUGGAGCUAGACAGGUCACGUGAACUGGAAAUUUCAGUUUAUUGGCGUGAUUGGCGAUCUCUGUGUGCUGUAAAGUUUCUGAGGUUAGAAGAUUUUUUAGACAACCAGCGGCAUGGCAUGUGUCUCUAUUUGGAACCCCAGGGUACUUUAUUUGCAGAGGUUACCUUUUUUAAUCCAGUUAUUGAAAGAAGGCCAAAACUCCAAAGGCAAAAGAAAAUUUUUUCAAAACAACAAGGUAAAACCUUUCUCAGAGCUCCUCAAAUGAAUAUUAAUAUUGCCACUUGGGGAAGACUGGUGAGAAGAGCUAUUCCGACAGUGAAUCAUUCUGGUACCUUCAGCCCCCAAGCUCCUGUGCCUACUGCAGUACCAGUGGUUGAUGUACGCAUGCCUGAAAUAGCACCUCCAGCAAGUGAUUCUACAGUAACCAAAUUGGACUUUGAUCUUGAGCCUGAACCUCCUCCAGCCCCACCUCGUGCUUCUUCUCUUGGAGAAAUUGAUGAGUCUUCUGACUUGAGAGUUUUAGAUACAACAGGACAGGAUUUGGAAGCUGCUUUUGAUAUCGAAAAUAAUAGAAAUAAUAUACUUUCAAAAUCUCAGUCUGAAUAUGAGACUGAUAUUUCUCAGUCUGGCCUAGAAUAUGGUGGCCUCCGAGAAUUUGAAAAUAGAAGAUCUCAGCAAAAGUUUCAGUUUAAUCUGCAAGAUUUCAGAUGUUGUGCUGUUUUGGGAAGAGGACACUUUGGAAAGGUGCUUUUGGCUGAAUAUAAACACACAAAUGAGAUGUUUGCUAUAAAAGCCUUAAAGAAAGGAGACAUCGUAGCACGAGAUGAAGUAGACAGCCUGAUGUGUGAAAAAAGAAUUUUUGAAACUGUGAAUAGCGUAAGGCAUCCCUUUUUGGUGAACCUUUUUGCAUGUUUCCAAACCAAAGAGCAUGUUUGCUUUGUAAUGGAAUAUGCUGCCGGUGGGGACCUAAUGAUGCACAUUCAUACUGAUGUCUUUUCUGAACCAAGAGCUGUAUUUUAUGCGGCAUGUGUAGUUCUUGGGUUGCAGUAUUUACAUGAGCACAAAAUUGUGUAUAGAGAUUUAAAAUUGGAUAACUUAUUGCUAGAUACAGAGGGCUUUGUGAAAAUUGCUGAUUUUGGUCUUUGCAAAGAAGGAAUGGGAUAUGGUGAUAGAACAAGCACAUUUUGUGGCACUCCUGAGUUUCUUGCCCCAGAAGUAUUGACAGAAACAUCCUAUACGAGGGCUGUAGAUUGGUGGGGCCUUGGUGUACUUAUAUAUGAAAUGCUUGUUGGUGAGUCUCCCUUUCCUGGUGAUGAUGAAGAAGAGGUUUUCGACAGUAUUGUAAAUGAUGAAGUAAGAUAUCCAAGAUUUUUAUCAACCGAAGCUAUUUCCAUAAUGAGAAGGCUGUUGAGAAGAAAUCCUGAGCGGCGCCUUGGAGCUGGAGAGAAAGAUGCAGAGGAUGUGAAGAAGCACCCAUUCUUCAGGCUAAUUGAUUGGAAUGCUCUAAUGGACAAAAAAGUAAAGCCACCGUUUGUACCUACCAUCAGAGGUCGAGAAGAUGUUAGUAAUUUUGAUGAUGAAUUUACCUCAGAAGCACCUAUUCUGACCCCACCUCGAGAACCAAGGAUACUUUCAGAAGAGGAGCAAGAAAUGUUCAGAGAUUUUGACUACAUUGCUGAUUGGUGUUAAGUACUAGACACUGUGAAACCAAGCAGACUGACUCACAAGAAGACCUCU
Molecule: messenger RNA, 3111 nt
Organism: Ochotona princeps (American pika)
Lineage: Eukaryota; Metazoa; Chordata; Mammalia; Lagomorpha; Ochotonidae
Gene: PKN2
Product: protein kinase N2
Exons: 22
Coding region: 229-3063 (944 amino acids)
Biological process (GO): signal transduction; protein phosphorylation
Molecular function (GO): ATP binding; protein serine/threonine kinase activity; small GTPase binding
Source: RefSeq, a predicted model, not a curated record